Molecule: messenger RNA, 609 nt
Organism: Lachnellula hyalina
Lineage: Eukaryota; Fungi; Ascomycota; Leotiomycetes; Helotiales; Lachnaceae
Exons: 2
Coding region: 1-609 (202 amino acids)
Source: RefSeq, a predicted model, not a curated record
AUGAACAGAUCAACAAUACUUCGCAGAGUGCUUCUUGCGCCACCUACCAUCCGCAGCUCCCUCGUCCAUUCCCCUCGAUCCUUUCAAACCGCAUUACCUCGACAAUACGCAGCCUCACCCGGUGUUACGGAUGGAUCAUUCUGGCGCAGUCUAAUACCCAAGCCUCUGCGUGGGAGCUCUCCAACCGCUGCGCUAAAGAAGAAGGCCAAAUCGAAAGAAUGGAACCCGGCCACCUUUUACAUCAUUAUAUUCCUGUUAAUUGGGUCCAUGUCAAUUCAAAUGAUUACGUUGCGGAACGAGUCUGCAGCGUUCACUCGGAGGGCUGAUGCAAAGAUUAGCUUGCUGAAGGAAAUCAUUGAGAGAAUCAAAAAUGGAGAGGAUGUCAAUGUAGAGGGGCUAUUGGGGACUGGGGAUAAGCAGAGGGAGAAGGAAUGGGAAGAAGUUCUACAAGAAAUUGAGGAGGAAAAUGCGACAUGGACAGAAUCACGAGAGAGAAACCCGAAACAUGAAGAAUCUACCCCACUUACCUCACAAGCUGCGAAUUUACCCGCAAAGCCAGAAGAACCUCCGAAACCAACGAAGAGUAAAGGUCCAACAGGGUUCUACUAG